This is a messenger RNA of Galleria mellonella (greater wax moth), 6003 nucleotides long. RefSeq names its product inositol hexakisphosphate and diphosphoinositol-pentakisphosphate kinase. The transcript has 28 exons. The coding region runs from base 135 to 4778 and encodes 1547 amino acids. NCBI's taxonomy places the organism in Eukaryota, Metazoa, Arthropoda, Insecta, Lepidoptera, Pyralidae. Gene Ontology annotation, biological process: inositol metabolic process; inositol phosphate biosynthetic process. Gene Ontology annotation, molecular function: inositol hexakisphosphate kinase activity; 5-diphosphoinositol pentakisphosphate 1-kinase activity; diphosphoinositol pentakisphosphate kinase activity. Gene Ontology annotation, cellular component: cytosol. The record is from RefSeq and is a predicted model, not a curated record.
AUAUGUUAAUACAUGUCAUGUUUAUCUCAGUUAUUAAGUGGUUGGAUUAUUAACCAAUCAUAGCAAGUUUGUUAAUAUUUGUUAUCAGAAAAUUUUCUAAUCACAUUUAAAGUAACAGUUGAUAGUGUGUUUCAAUGGAGUGGCAAUGGCUUAAAGACUGGUGGCGUUUGAAAAGAUGGAGAAAUAACAAAAAGAAGGAGCAGAGUGAUGAUGAGCUUUGUUAUUGUGAUGAUUGUUUACCUGAUGGCGAAUUGGAGCUGUGUGAGUCCAUAGACCCCCAUUGCGAUGGUGGGGGCAAGAAAGUGGUGGUCGGCGUAUGCGCCAUGGCCAAGAAGUCGCAGUCGAAGCCCAUGAAGGAGAUCCUUACUAGGCUUGAUGAGUUCGAGUAUAUAAAGAUGCUUGUCUUCCCUGAGGAGGUUAUCCUUAAGAAACCUGUGGAGGAGUGGCCAAUAUGUGACUGUCUGAUUUCAUUUCAUUCAAAAGGCUUCCCCUUAGAUAAAGCUAUUCAAUAUGAGAAACUAAGGAAGCCAUACAUUAUAAACAAUCUUCAUAUGCAGUAUGAUAUACAGGAUCGAAGAAAAGUGUAUGCUAUAUUGGAAAGUGAAGGAAUUGAAAUACCCAGGUAUGCUGUUUUAGAUAGGGAUUCACCAGAUCCAAAACAUCAUGAGUUGGUUGAAUCUGAGGACCAUGUAGAAGUAAAUGGUGUAGUGUUCAACAAGCCUUUUGUAGAGAAACCAGUAUCAGCAGAGGAUCAUAAUAUCUACAUAUAUUACCCUACUUCUGCAGGUGGUGGCAGUCAGCGAUUAUUUAGAAAGAUUGGAAGUCGAAGUAGUAUUUAUUCUCCGGAAUCUCGAGUAAGGAAAACUGGUUCCUUUAUCUAUGAAGAUUUUAUGCCUACAGAUGGUACUGAUGUGAAAGUAUACACAGUGGGGCCAGAUUACGCCCACGCGGAGGCACGCAAGAGUCCCGCGCUCGAUGGUAAAGUGGAACGUGACUCCGAGGGCAAGGAGAUUCGAUAUCCUGUUAUACUAUCCAACCAGGAGAAACUCAUAUCUAGAAAAGUGUGCCUAGCCUUUAAACAGACUGUCUGCGGAUUUGAUCUCUUGAGAGCAAAUGGCAAGUCAUUUGUUUGUGAUGUGAAUGGAUUUUCAUUUGUAAAAAAUUCAAACAAGUAUUAUGAUGAUUGCGCUAAGAUACUGGGUAACAUGAUCCUACGGGAGCUAGCACCAACAUUGCAUAUCCCGUGGUCAGUGCCUUUCCAGCUCGACGAUCCGCCUAUAGUGCCCACCACAUUUGGUAAAAUGAUGGAGCUGCGAUGUGUUGUAGCUGUCAUUAGACAUGGGGACCGUACCCCCAAACAGAAAAUGAAGGUUGAAGUCCGCCAUCCAAGGUUCUUUGAAAUAUUCGAAAAGUAUGAUGGUUACAAGCGGGGCCAUGUGAAGUUAAAGAAGCCAAAACAACUCCAAGAGAUAUUGGACAUCGCACGGGCUUUGCUCGCCGACAUACAUACGCGACACGCCGAUCCUGAAAUAGAAGAGAAACAGGGCAAACUCGAACAGCUGAAAAGUGUUUUAGAAAUGUACGGGCACUUCUCGGGCAUCAACCGCAAGGUGCAGAUGAAGUACCAGCCGCGAGGCCGGCCGCGUGGUUCCAGCUCUGACGACGGUACCGCUCCCGCACACGCCCCCGCACACGCACACGCUCACACACCCGCAACCGCAACCGCGUCCGCAACCUCGGAACACGUAGGAUGCGCAGGCGAGCCGUCGCUGGUGCUGAUCCUGAAGUGGGGCGGCGAGUUGACGCCGGCCGGCCGCAUACAGGCAGAAGAGCUGGGCCGUAUGUUCCGCUGUAUGUACCCGGGCGGGCAGGGACGGCACAUACCAGGCGAGGGCGGCACUCAGGGUCUCGGCUUACUACGAUUGCAUUCGACGUUCCGCCAUGAUCUGAAGAUCUAUGCGUCAGACGAGGGCCGUGUCCAAAUGACCGCAGCCGCCUUUGCGAAAGGACUCCUCGCUCUCGAGGGCGAGUUAACGCCAAUCUUAGUGCAAAUGGUCAAGUCCGCCAAUACAAAUGGAUUACUCGAUAAUGACUGUGACUCAUCAAAAGUGCAAAAUAUGGCGAAGGCGCGGCUGCACGAGGCGAUGCAGGUGGAGCGCGAGUUCACGGAGGAGGACCGCGCGCGCAUCAACCCGUGCCAGUCGGCCAGCAUCGCCGCCGCGCUGCAGCUCGUCGCCAACCCCGCGCGGUGCUGCGCGCACGUGCACGCGCUCAUACAGCAGCUCGUGCGCAUCGUGCUCGCCAAGAGGGACGACCCCAAGACCAAGGAUACGAUACUCUAUCAUGGCGAGACAUGGGAGCUAAUGGGCCGUAGAUGGGGCAAGAUAGAGAAAGACUUCUGCACGAAGAACAAAACGUACGACAUAUCGAAAAUCCCGGACAUAUACGACUGCAUCAAGUACGACCUGCAGCACAACCAGCACACACUGCAGUUUGAUCUCGCUGAGGAGUUGUAUAUGUACGCUAAAUACUUGGCCGACAUCGUAAUACCGCAAGAAUAUGGACUGACGAUGCAAGAAAAGCUGACAAUAGGUCAAGGUAUUUGCACUCCGUUACUAAAAAAGAUUAGAGCAGACUUGCAAAGGAACAUAGAAGAAUCUGGCGAAGAGACUGUUAACAGGCUUAAUCCGAGGUACAGUCACGGCGUGUCGAGCCCGGGCCGGCACGUGCGCACGCGCUUGUACUUUACCAGCGAGAGCCACGUGCACUCGCUGCUCACUGUACUGCGGUACGGCGGCCUGCUCGAUGUGUUAAAAGAUGAGCAGUGGCGACGUGCGAUGGAAUACGUGUCUAUGGUUUCCGAACUCAACUACAUGUCUCAGAUAGUAGUUAUGUUGUAUGAAGAUCCCACUAAGGAUCCUUGCUCCGAAGAAAGGUUCCAUGUGGAGUUGCACUUUAGCCCCGGCGUGAACUGUUGCGUGCAAAAGAAUUUACCGCCCGGACCGGGCUUUCGCCCGCACAGCCGGAACCACUCCACCGCCAACAACUCGCAAAGUUCAUCAGAUGAAGUGAAAUGUAUUGAAGAAGAAAGUGAGGACGAUCAGAUGGCCAGUCAGGAGACCCUGCAACCGGACGGAGAUGAAUUGGACAGUACAUUUUCGCCAAGAAAAUCGUCUAAAUCGAAAAUGAGAGCGUCGGACCCCAUUCCGAUUUGCAACCUGCACUACACGGUGAGCGGGCACGAGGCGUCCUCGCUGGCGGCGCGGCUGAACGAACUGCGGGCCGGGGACGACCAUCAGAUCGAAGAGAACGUGUCCAAAGAAUGUGUGGAGGCGCCGCCCCGCGCGCGUUCGUACGAACAACACGCACAGCAUAGCGGCGCGGGCGCGGGCGCGGACGCAGACGCGGAAGCGGGAGCGGGCGCGGCCGCGGCCCGUCGCCAGCGGCACAGCAUCGCCGGCCAGAUGAGCUACCUCAAGAUGCUGGGGCUGGGCGGCCGCGGCAAAUUAUCCGGCGCCGCGGGACUCUUCAGCACCGCGGUCAUCUCCGGAUCCAGUUCGGCGCCCAACCUGCGCGUUAUGAUACCCACCUCCGCCACUACCAACAUAGCGGCGCUGGAAGGGUUCGGCGGCGUGCCGGCCAUCCGUCCGCUGGAGACGCUGCACAACGCGCUGUCGCUGCGGCAGCUGGACGCGUUCCUGGAGCGCGUGACGGCGGCGCCGGUGGUGCUGGGCACGCCGCCCGCGCCCGCCGCCGCGCCCGCCUCCGCUGCCGCGCCUGCCGCACACCACAAGCCGCCCUCGCCUACCAACAGUGCAGGCUGGAGCGGUCCCUCAUCAUUGAUGUCCUCAUCAGGCGAGCUGCCCAGUGGUCUCUCAUCAGCGGGGCCAUCCUCACCUAACUCCAACUAUGCUUCCAAUUCAGAAAAUCUUAAAAACUCCAUGGACUGUAGCAAUUGGAGUAAAAUUGUGCCGAGCAAGCUCCCCCAGUGGGACGGCGAGGCGGCGACGUUGUGCGCCUUCGACUCGAGCCUCCACUCAUUCAUGCCGCACUCCAAUGUAGCAGGUUCAUCUAUUAGCGGUGACAUCACUCCAGUAUCGAUGACCUCCGAGCAGGAGUUUAAUAGCAACGAGGCGACCGCCGGCUCCAUUACUGACCACGACUUAUUGAGUGCUGAGGGCGAAGAUGACGAAGAAACACUUUCGGUUGAUCCUUGCGGUUCUCCAGUGAAAUUAAUAAAAAAUGAUCUUAGCCCACAAUCCUUUAGUGGCACCAUGCUCCAACCAGACUUUUGUCAAGCGUCUACUAGCAAUGCCACCAUAGAUUUCUAUGGACUUAAUAUACAGCAAACAAAAGAAACUUUCUUUAAGGAAAUGCCAUCGAGCAGUAAAAAUUUUAAUAUAGAAUCUGAUAUAACGAAUAAAUGCACAAAAGGCGAUGCAUCCCAAUAUAUAAACAACUUUGAAUCAUUAUCUUCUCAAAAUAAAACAAACACUAGUAAAAGUAAAAACAAGAAGAGUAGUAAUAAUAUGUUAAAUAAUGAAAGUAGAAGAUAUAGUGACAGCAGUGCACAAAAAAGUAAUAACAAUCCACAGACAAACGUUUCAGGAAGUAGAUUUACUACAACUUUAGUUACGGAAGAUCUGUUAAGACCAAGCACAUCUAGCGAUAGUAAGUCGAAUAUUAAUAAUUUGCCUAAUUCGUCUCCUGGAAAGCCAACUAUUACCAAGGUUAAGAAUAUUACAGUGAAAGCAGGAUUUACUAUUCCUGACUCGUAAUAUUUAAAUUUAGAACAAAUAUCUAAAUAAUUCCGAUUUUAAUGUGAUGACGUCAAAGAUAUUUUGUUAUAAAUUAUUGUAUGUAAAUUUGGACUGGUUGCCAAUGCGAAUAUUAUUUUUAUAUAAUUUCAUGUUGUUACAAAACGUUAGUUGUUAUGGCAUUUAAGUAUAUAUUUUACAAUUUUCCAAGAAAUUAUUUAAUAUUGUUAUGCAAUGUAUUUACAUAAAUUAACUUUUAUUAACACGUAUUAACAGCUUAUUGGGUGAUUUUCAAAAACAGAGAUUUCUGUCUAAUUUCAGGUGCGUUGUAGGUUUCGAGUCUUCAGAAAAGUUGAUAUCUCCAGAAAGUUAUAAAAGAUUCCUUCUAUAUGUCGGGGACAUCGGCUUUAAAGUUGAAAGCAUAGUUGAAAGUUCCACUGAAAUUUGGCAGGAGUCACACUCGCUGAAAAUUACCGAAUUACAUAGUCGGUAGUUGCUACAUAUUAAUUACCACUGUAUACUACUUAGACAAAUGUGUCAGUAGCAUUAUGCACAAUCUUAUUUUAAUUCUUGAUAUAUACAUAUAAUGGUAAUUUAAACCUUUUUACAUUUUUUUGUAAUUGUUUACAUUUUAUAAAGGUUUAUACUUAAUGGUUCGACUAUAUAGACCAUAAGAUAUAUAUAUAUAUAUACACGCAUACAAUUUAAAGAAGCUUGAUUGGUUGAUGUCGUUUGACAUUCUUAGUUAGGUAUUUUUAAUCUCUGUGAUGUACUACUUUUGUUAUAAGUGAGAAUUAGAGAUAGAUGUUGGCUUAUUAAUACACGACAAGGAAGGACUUAUUUGUAACAAAUAAGCGAUACGUUAUUUCAAUGUGCGUUGAUAAUGUUGUCUGAAAGUCAAAAGUAUAUAAUGAUUGAUUAUGUAUGAUUGAUAUGUCGAUACAAUUUUCAAAAUGAUGUAGCACAUGGAUCAUGCACUUUGUACCUUUGUCAGAAGUUGUCUUUAGUGGCACAGUUCAUAUUUACUGUUGGGAAACAAAUGUUUUUAAUGUAAAUGUAUAUAUAUAUAUAUAUAUAUAUAUAUAUAUAUAUAUAUAUAUAUAUAUAUAUAUAUAUAUAUAUAUAUAUAAUAUGUACAAUUUAUUAGUUUUAUCCUAACCCAUCUCAUAAUUAUGUAUCAAAAUUACAGAGUAUAUUUUAUAUUUUCUAUACUAAUAUUAUAUGUUACGCCUAAGUUACGAUGUCU